Molecule: messenger RNA, 1975 nt
Organism: Bombina bombina (fire-bellied toad)
Lineage: Eukaryota; Metazoa; Chordata; Amphibia; Anura; Bombinatoridae
Gene: CPOX
Product: coproporphyrinogen oxidase
Exons: 7
Coding region: 92-1312 (406 amino acids)
Cellular component (GO): mitochondrial intermembrane space; cytoplasm
Molecular function (GO): coproporphyrinogen oxidase activity
Source: RefSeq, a predicted model, not a curated record
UAUACUGCUGUCAGUGGUGCUCGUGGGUCUGUCAGUGUGCAAUAGUGUGUAGGGUUCUGUCAGUACUGUAUGACAGAGUCCUAGUGGUGCUAUGUCCUUCCUAAUACUAUCUGCGGUGCGUCGCAGUACCACGCGUGCCCUGCGAGGUUCCCUAGCUGUGUCCCGAUCCUUGCAUGGCUCGGCGGGCGGCAGAAGCAAAGACCGACCUUCGCUGCUGGUGGCGGCUGGAGCGGCGGUGGUUGCCGGACUCACCGCUGGGUACAGCCACCUGCAGCGGGCAGAGAUGGCGCAGCGCUUAGCGGAGGAGGACGAGGUGAGGAGGCGCUGCGAAAAUUUCUUGGCUCCGCCGGUCACAGCUCUACACGAACUGCAGGCGAAUAGUUGCGACAUGAAAACGAAGAUGGAGCUGCUAAUCAUGGACACCCAGGCUGAGGUUUGCCGGGCACUGGCAGAGGCUGACGGGGGAGCCGACUUCAUUGUAGACAGGUGGCAGCGCGAAGAAGGCGGGGGUGGGAUCAGCUGUGUUCUGCAGGAUGGGAAUGUCUUUGAAAAAGCUGGUGUAAAUGUGUCUGUGGUCCAUGGUUACCUGUCAGAAGAAGCAAUACAGCAGAUGAAGAGUAGGGGGAAAUCCCUCAAAACUAAAGAUGGGAAAUUGCCAUUCUGUGCCAUGGGAGUAAGCUCUGUAAUUCAUCCUAAGAAUCCUCAUGUUCCCACAAUCCAUUUCAACUACCGGUAUUUUGAAAUUGAAGAAGCAGAUGGCAACAAGCAGUGGUGGUUUGGAGGUGGCACAGACCUCACCCCAACAUAUCUGAAUUCAGAUGAUGUGGUACAUUUUCACCAGACCUUGAAAGAAGCAUGUGAUAAACACAGCCCUGGAUUUUAUCCUAAAUAUAAGAAAUGGUGUGAUGACUACUUUUUCAUCAAGCACCGAGGAGAGCGUCGAGGAGUUGGCGGAAUAUUUUUUGAUGAUGUAGAUUCUCCAUCAAGGGAAGAAGUAUUUGCAUUUGUGCAGAGCUGUGCUAAAGCGGUUGUACCCUGUUAUAUCCCUAUAGUGAAAAAGCACAGGGAUGAUUCCUUCACGCCAGAGGAAAAGUUAUGGCAGCAGCUACGGAGGGGGCGAUAUGUUGAAUUUAACCUUGUGUAUGACAGAGGGACAAAAUUUGGCCUUGCAACACCAGGGUCUAGGAUUGAGAGUAUCCUAAUGUCGCUGCCACUAACUGCCAGAUGGGAGUACAUGCACGCACCUCCCCCCAGUUCCAAGGAAGCUGAGAUUCUUGAUGUUUUACGCCAACCCAGAGACUGGGUUCACUAAUUGGGUAAAAAGACUUUGGAUAAAUAAAUACGCACCUGCAUAAUCAAGGAGUCCUGUAAUAAAUUUCGUCCAUUCUGCUGCUGGAAGCAUCUUUUCUAUAUAAGUGCCCUUAGUGUGUUUAUCAACACUCUCUUCUCACUGUGUUUACAAUUAUGAGACUUCAUUUGGGUUCUGAUUAUUCUAAUUGCAGACGAUAAAGCAUUUAUAAUUUGUUUGUUUUUUGUUUUGUUUUUUAUAUUCUUAAAACACAAGAAAAUAAUUUUCUUAUCUUCAAAAGUACUUCUGAUUGGGAGUAAGAAGGAAUUUCAUGGAGCAAAUUUGAACACCAAUGUUAAGUGGACAUCAAGCAUUAGAAAAAAAUAUGAGACAGACCUUCUAUUUAUUGCGAGUGGAUUUAUUUGGGACAAGCUCUUUAAAAUUAUAUUGACUGACUGCUUUUUUUUUUUAGACAUUUGCUACUGUUUACUUUAUUCUUACAGUGUACAAGAAGCCUGUACGUCUCAAUUUGACAUAAGAACUAUCUAGAACAGCAACAAACCCACAUAACCUGUUUUAAAUUAAAAAUGUACUGAUAUAUAAUGUUCACUUUUGGCAAGUUAUAUCUAUAUGUCUACACAGUUAUGUAAAAAAUAAAUAAAAACAAUCACAUUGCCUUCAUUGGAA